Messenger RNA from Dermacentor albipictus, 2900 nucleotides. RefSeq names its product sodium-dependent phosphate transport protein 2C-like. NCBI's taxonomy places the organism in Eukaryota, Metazoa, Arthropoda, Arachnida, Ixodida, Ixodidae. Gene Ontology annotation, biological process: sodium-dependent phosphate transport. Gene Ontology annotation, cellular component: membrane. Gene Ontology annotation, molecular function: sodium:phosphate symporter activity. The record is from RefSeq and is a predicted model, not a curated record.
GAUAUCAGCGAGCGAGGCGUCGCAAGCCGCCCUCUUGCAGCAUUCCUGACCCUUGUCCGAGUUUAAGCCAGCUUCCAGCGCCAUGUCGGAGUCUCAGACUUCCCUGACACGUCGUCUGAGGAAGAAACGCCCGGUGUGCCAACCUCAAGGAAAAGGCGGCUCAUCACGAACAUCCAUAGAAGAGACGUGCUCCGAGAGCUCGAGCGGCUUCCGGGCGAAGUCCGAGUGCCCGUCCUCGCGGUCGAUCGGCGGGCCGUCGUCUUCGGGCCCGCAGUCGAGCCCGGGGACCAUCGCUGCGCCGCGGAGCCGCCGGCGAAGCAGCGAUCGCCCGCCGCCGGUCUCGCGGGGCGCGGCUGCGGCACCGCCGGCGGCGAGCCGAGCACUUCGCCCGGCGCCCUCGACGAGCACCGGCCGCGACGUCCGCCCUCCCGACGAGGCGAGGGGCGCCGCGACGAAAGCGCGUCCCGCCCGGAGAGCAGUCGACGACGUAGCCGACGAGCCGGUGCACGUUGUGAGCGGAGGCACGUCCGCCCGAGGUCUCCCUUCGUCCCUCGACGCCGCCAAGAAACCGGUGGUCAGAAGGUCCUCCGGCCCCGCCACAGUUCAACGUGCCACUCCUCCGGCCGGCCUCGUCGCGGCCAGAACGUUGGUGGGCAACCGGGGACAGCCCGGUGGUGGGCCGCCGAACGCGUCCGACGUGCUCUCGCCGCGCUUGACCAUACCCAGCUUUUUCGAGCAGCCCCCGACGCCCGACGUUCUGGGAGCGCGCCGGCCCACCGGCGCUGCCGCACGCACCGAGGCGACCGCGGAACGGGCCGCGUCGGCCAAGGCAGAGGGGGGCGAGUGCUGCGAAGCGACCUUCUCGAGCGUUCUGUCGGUGCGCUCCCUGCUCCAGGUGGAGGACCCCGACGUCAGCAACAGGCAGCCGGACGACAGGGAAGAAGGUUCGCCGCAGUUCGUGGGGUCCAUGGUGGGCAAGAUGGCCGUGCUGCUGGCGUGCUGGUACCUGUUCCUGGUCUCGCUGGACCUGCUCAGCUCGGCCUUCAAGCUCUUCGCCGGACACCAGUCGUCCGUCCGGGUCCCCAAGAGCGACGUGAUCCGCAAUCCCGUCGUGGGCAUCAUGACGGGCUUGCUUGUCACGGUGCUCGUGCAGAGUUCGUCAUCGUCCACCUCUAUCACCAUCUCCUUGGUCGGAUCGCAGCUGCUGAGCGUGAAGCAGGCCAUCCCGAUCGUGAUGGGCGCCAACCUGGGCAGCUCGGUGACGAGCAGCGUGGCCGCGCUCUCCCAGGUGACGCGACGCGACGAGCUGCGCCGGGCGUUCGCCGUGGCCACCGCGCACGGCCUCUUCAACUGGCUCACGCUCGUCGUGCUGCUCCCCUUCGAGGUCACCUUCGCGUUCUUAGAGUCGUCAUCCCGAAUGGCAGUGGAGGCCCUGGACCGCAAGCACCGGCUGCUCCGGUACAACCACCUGCGUGCGCUCACUCGGCCGCUGACCAGCUUCAUCAUUCAGCUGGAAGAAGCGAGGCCUCCGCAAAGGAUGACCGCCGAGCGCAACGACGGCAGUGGCAUCGUCAUCAACACCGUCCGCACCUGCUGCGCCUUCAACGGGAGCCGCUGUGUGAGACCCUGCCAAAACGCGCUGGCGCGCCUCCAACUGAGCGACCAGACGGCCGGCCUGGUGCUGCUCUUCGUUUCGCUGCUGCUUCUUCUCGGCUGCCUGAGCCUGCUGGCGCGCACCCUGAGCCCCGCCCUGCGGCUACAGGUGGCGUUGUCUCGGGUGCCACAGGGCCUGCUCGAGGGCUACGCCUGCCUCUGCCUGGGCCUUCUCGCCACCCUGGUGAUGCAGAGCAGCACGGCGCUCAGCUCGACCCUGGCGCUGCUGGCCGCGUCGGCGGGCGACCGCGUGGCCAGCCUGCAGCGCGCCUACCCGGUGCUGGUGGGCGCCAACAUCGGCACCACCAGCACGGGCCUGCUGGCCGCGCUCGCGGGCGACCCGACGCCCGAGACGCUCCAGCUGGCGCUGUGCCACGGCUUCUUCAACGUGUACGGCGCCCUGCUCUUCUACCCGGUGCCCUUCAUGCGGUUCCCGCUGCCGCUGGCGCAGCUGCUGGCAGCCACGGCCGCCCAGUACCGGUGGUUCGCCGUCGCCUACCUGCUGCUCGUGUUCCUCACGCUGCCGCUGCUCGCGCUCGUCCUGUCGUUCGCCGGCAGCACGCUGUUCAGCACCGUGGGCGUGCCGCUACUGCUGGUCGCACUGUUCCUGGUAGCGCUGAACACGGCCCAGCGAAACCGGCCGCACUGGCUGCCACCUUUCCUGCGCUCCUGGGCCUGGCUGCCCUUGUGGAUGCACUCGCUGGCGCCGCUCGACGCGCUGCUCGAGGAGUACGUGCUCAGGCGAUGGCGUAUACUCGACGCCUUCCUCGGACCCCCGCCGCCGCCCGCUGCCCCCAAGGCCUCCUAGCGAAAUAGACCCUGCGCAGAGGCAGCGACGAGGCAGCUGGAGGUCCCACACGGGACCACCCUCUGCGUGGUUCAACAGCUGCGACUGACUGCGCUCCGCAUGCUGUUUUUGUUUCUUCGUUUUUUUUUACGUAUUCGGAACUUUAACGUGGGACAGAUGCACGAUUUAGACUGACCUGUUUUGCAGAAGCGUAGCGCGUAUACGAAGCGAUUUAUUUUAUGUGUGAAAAAAUGUACAUUUGAUGCUAUCCCUUUAGUCCAGUUCCGUACUCUUCUCAGGCGCUCGGUACUGCUGGACAGUGCCGCGAUCCUGGCGUAUAUUACAGCGUAUUAUUAGUCGAUUCGUCGUCAUGCCACUGCCGCGUCACCCGCUCCUCCUAAAACGGGUAGUUUCACGUGUAGAAGAUUUGAGCCGACAGGGUAACAGGGGAAUAAAAGAA